AUUUAUUUUUUCCACAAAAUUUCUUUUUCACAAAAGAAAAAGAAAUAAAAAAGUGAACUUCAUUGAAUGGCUAAACCACACUAAUUAUUUUCCCCUCUAUAAAAGCUUUGUUUUCUCUCUCAUUUUUUCCUCCAAACUUUCUCUCUUCUUUUUUCUUUUUCUCUCUCCUCUGUUUCUCUUAAGUUAUGUCGAAGGCUAUUAAUCUUGAAGACAUUAAAAAUGAAGCUGUUGAUCUGGAAAACAUUCCAAUCGAGGAAGUGUUCGAACAGCUGAAAUGUUCCAGGGAAGGUUUGACAUCCCAGGAAGGAGCCGACAGGCUCCAAAUUUUUGGACCCAACAAAUUAGAGGAGAAAACGGAAAACAAAUUCCUCAAGUUUCUUGGGUUUAUGUGGAACCCCCUUUCAUGGGUUAUGGAAGCUGCUGCCAUCAUGGCCAUAGCACUUGCUAAUGGAGAUGGGAAGCCACCAGAUUGGCAAGAUUUUGUUGGUAUCGUUUGUUUGUUGGUCAUCAACUCUACUAUCUCUUUCAUUGAAGAAAACAAUGCUGGAAAUGCCGCAGCUGCCCUCAUGGCUAAUCUUGCUCCAAAGUGUAAGCUGCUUAGAGAUGGGCGAUGGAGUGAGCACGAUGCUGCAUUAUUGGUACCAGGAGACAUCAUCAGCAUCAAAUUGGGUGACAUUGUCCCUGCUGAUGCACGUCUUCUUGAAGGUGAUCCUUUAAAGGUUGAUCAAUCUGCCCUUACCGGAGAAUCACUCCCUGUAACCAAGAAUCCUGGUGAUGAAGUUUUCUCCGGUUCAACAUGCAAACAAGGUGAGAUUGAGGCUGUUGUGAUUGCCACUGGUGUCCACACCUUCUUUGGGAAGGCAGCCCAUCUUGUCGACAGCACCAACCAAGUUGGUCACUUCCAGAAGGUUCUUACCGCCAUCGGUAACUUCUGUAUUAUCUCCAUUGCUGUCGGUAUGGUGAUCGAGAUCAUUGUGAUGUACCCAAUUCAGCGCCGUAAAUACAGACACGGAAUCAACAAUCUGUUGGUUCUGUUGAUCGGAGGUAUCCCUAUUGCCAUGCCUACAGUGUUGUCUGUGACUAUGGCUAUUGGGUCCCACAGGCUAUCUCAACAAGGAGCUAUUACAAAGAGGAUGACUGCCAUUGAGGAAUUGGCUGGUAUGGAUGUUCUCUGCAGUGAUAAGACUGGUACCUUGACUCUCAACAAGUUGAGUGUUGACAGGAACUUGAUUGAGGUGUUUGCCAAGGGUGUUGACAAGGAGCAUGUACUUCUCCUUGCUGCAAGGGCUUCACGUGUCGAGAACCAAGAUGCUAUUGAUACUUGCAUGGUUGGAAUGCUUGCUGACCCUAAGGAGGCUAGAGCUGGAAUUAGGGAGGUCCACUUUCUUCCAUUCAAUCCUGUGGAGAAAAGGACUGCUCUGACAUACAUAGAUGGCAAUGGCAACUGGCAUAGAGUUAGUAAAGGUGCACCUGAGCAGAUUAUUGACUUGUGCAAUUGCAAGGAAGAUGUUAGAAAGAAGGUUCAUAAUGUGAUUGAGAAGUUUGCCGAACGUGGGCUCCGUUCAUUGGGUGUGGCAAGACAGGAAGUGCCAGAAAAGAACAAGGAGUCUCCAGGUGGACCAUGGCAAUUUGUUGGUCUGUUGCCACUUUUUGAUCCUCCAAGGCAUGACAGUGCUGAAACCAUCCGCAAGGCCCUUAACCUUGGUGUCAAUGUUAAGAUGAUUACUGGUGAUCAACUUGCCAUUGGUAAGGAAACUGGUAGAAGACUUGGUAUGGGAACAAACAUGUACCCAUCUGCUGCUUUGCUUGGCCAAGACAAAGAUUCAGCUCUCGCUUCCCUCCCUAUCGACGAGUUAAUUGAGAAAGCUGACGGUUUUGCUGGAGUUUUCCCAGAGCAUAAAUAUGAAAUCGUCAAGAAGUUGCAAGAGAAGAAGCACAUUGUUGGAAUGACCGGAGAUGGUGUCAAUGAUGCUCCUGCACUGAAGAAAGCAGAUAUCGGUAUUGCUGUUGAUGACGCCACUGAUGCUGCACGAAGUGCAUCUGACAUUGUUCUCACUGAACCUGGUCUUAGUGUUAUCAUCAGUGCUGUCCUAACCAGUAGGGCAAUUUUCCAAAGGAUGAAAAACUAUACUAUCUAUGCAGUUUCCAUCACAAUCCGUAUUGUGCUUGGAUUUAUGCUUAUCGCUUUGAUCUGGAAGUUUGACUUCUCACCCUUCAUGGUUCUGAUUAUUGCCAUCUUGAAUGAUGGAACAAUCAUGACUAUCUCAAAGGAUAGGGUUAAGCCAUCUCCAGUUCCCGACAGCUGGAAGCUUAAGGAAAUCUUCGCCACUGGAAUUGUUCUUGGAAGUUACCUUGCCUUAAUGACUGUCAUCUUCUUCUGGGCAAUGAAGGACACUGACUUCUUUUCUGACAAAUUUGGAGUAAGAUCCAUUAGAGACAGUCGCGAGGAAAUGAUGGCAGCUCUAUAUCUCCAAGUGAGUAUAGUAAGUCAAGCCCUCAUUUUCGUGACCAGGUCUCGAAGCUGGUCUUUUGUAGAGCGUCCUGGUAUGCUGUUGAUGGUAGCUUUCUUGAUUGCUCAGCUGGUGGCAACUCUAAUUGCUGUAUAUCCUAACUGGGCUUUUGCCGAGAUCAAAGGAUGUGGAUGGGGAUGGGCUGGUGUCGUAUGGCUCUACAACAUUGUCUUCUACUUCCCCCUCGAUGUAAUCAAGUUUGCCAUCCGCUACAUUUUGAGCGGAAAGGCAUGGCUCAACUUGUUCGAGAGCAAGACUGCUUUCACCUCCAAGAAGGAUUAUGGAAAAGAAGAAAGAGAAGCUCAAUGGGCUCUUGCUCAAAGGACCCUACACGGGCUUCAAGCACCCGAGUCUUCUGCCACCCUCUUCAAUGACAAGAACAGCUACAGAGAACUCUCCGAGAUUGCCGAGCAAGCCAAAAGGCGUGCUGAAGUUGCAAGGCUCCGUGAGUUGCACACACUCAAAGGACACGUUGAGUCCGUGGUGAAGCUAAAGGGUCUCGACAUUGACACCAUCCAACAGAACUACACCGUCUGAUAAACCCGAAUGAGCGAGAGUACCUACAAGAGAAGAGAUCCAAGACCUCCUCAAAGGGGGUUGUGUAGUUAAUGACGAAGACGUUUGCUAAUUCAAUGAAUGAUAAUGAAGGGCGGGUCUAAAUUCAAAAAGACCCCAAAUUGUGCAGAACUUUUUUUGUGCAAGAAAAAUUAUGGAGAACAUGUAAUUUUUAUGACAUAAAAAUGUCUCCUAAAACAGCCCAAAGUUUUUCCCUGCACUUUGCAUUAAGGUGCUGAGAGAAAAGCCCUUCUCAUUUGUUAACCAAGAGUGUUGUGGAUAGGAAAUUGUGUUUUGUUUUCCCUUCUCUUUUGUGGCAGGAAGCUACUGUUGUUACAUAAAUUUCAAUGAUAAAGAAACCCACCUUUUUUGUUGUCUCAAUGUAAAAUGCAUUUGUAUUCAGCCACUGUUUUAUGGUGGUUUGAAUACUGUUACUUGGCUUAAUUAUACUCCAUGUUUCACUC
Molecule: messenger RNA, 3529 nt
Organism: Beta vulgaris subsp. vulgaris (sugar beet)
Lineage: Eukaryota; Viridiplantae; Streptophyta; Magnoliopsida; Caryophyllales; Amaranthaceae
Product: plasma membrane ATPase 4
Exons: 16
Coding region: 186-3047 (953 amino acids)
Biological process (GO): proton export across plasma membrane; regulation of intracellular pH
Cellular component (GO): plasma membrane
Molecular function (GO): P-type proton-exporting transporter activity; ATP hydrolysis activity; ATP binding
Source: RefSeq, a predicted model, not a curated record